GGCGAGGGCGGAUUCCUCGGGUUGUUUGGUCGGCCGGCGAGCCGGAGGACGCCGCGACAAGGCCGUCGCUCGCCCAGCCGGGCUCCUGGGUGGCGUCAGGACGACCACUCGCCCACUCGCGCGGCGAACACACGGCGCCCAGGUCGUGCCAGGCGUCUCCGAGUCGGACACUGCGAUCCAGCAAGCAAGCCAACAGUUUCCAGGAUGAAGUCUCUGUCACUGGUUGUAAUCGUGAUUCUGGCUGCAGCUGCCGACGAUGACAAAGAAUGCCCCACAAAAGUGUUUCUACCCCCUCUAGACAUGCUCACCGAACUGAACAAGAUGAUGACGAAUAUUCAGUCUCAAAAAUGUAAUAAUUCUACUAAUAAAAUUCCUGGAAAACGUUUUGAGAUUAAGUUCCAUGGUUUCUCUGGCGUUAUAAAUCCACUACCAGAACCAGACAAUAAAUCAUCGGAAACAUGUGCGCCGCCGCGGGAAGCGAAGGCUCACGAACCGGAGAGGCUGGGGUACGAGAACAACAACAACAACAACAACAACAACAACAACAACAACAACAACAACAACAACAACGGCAGUUACUACAGGUUCCACGAGGACGGAGCUGAUUGGUGGACAGCCAACAGAACCUGCGAGGAGGAAGGCGCGCACCUGGUGGUGCUCGACUCCGACGAAGAAGCCCAGGUCGUGGCAGACAUCUUCUCCAAGCAUACCAACAUGAAGAACGACUACAACAACAAAAUAUUCGUCGGUGUUAGUGAUCAGGAUGAAGAAGGGGUGUUUGUCACAGUGAUGGGGAGCGACCUGGAGGAAACCGGGUACGCGAAGUGGAGAGGCGACAACCCCGACGACUGGAAGGCCGUCAACAGGACCGGCGAGGACUGCGUGGAAAUGGGGCGCGACAAGCUGCUCAACGACAUCCACUGCAACGCCAAACUCGCCUUCGUCUGCGAGAUGGAGUGACGCUUGCAUCCGGGAGCACUGUGUCUGAAUGUCAUCGCAAGAUUUCAUCAACCAUGCCACAAAUCGUGAAAAACUAUCACAAGACAGUGAAAGAGAGACCAGACAUUGCAAUAUCUUCAAGUACGGUAACUAGUUUAAAAUGGAAAUAUAAAUCAUGUGAUGUAAUACCUAUUAAUUUUUUUGACUAUUGACUUGUCUUAUUUAAUUUAUUUAUGAACUAAUAAAAAGAUUUAAAAUGAAAUCAA
Messenger RNA from Bacillus rossius redtenbacheri, 1205 nucleotides. Its product is annotated as homeobox protein 9-like. Gene Ontology annotation, molecular function: signaling receptor activity. The transcript is spliced from 5 exons. NCBI's taxonomy places the organism in Eukaryota, Metazoa, Arthropoda, Insecta, Phasmatodea, Bacillidae. Bases 205 to 960 code for a protein of 251 amino acids. The record is from RefSeq and is a predicted model, not a curated record.